GUGAUUACUUCUGAGACGAAUCAACGCAUCACAAAGCUUGGGCUGAGAAUGGACAGUCAAACAGCUGGAAGACGUAGUGGACCUGCAGGAUCUGACGAUCUGGUUUACGUGGAGAGAGCAGAGGAUACUGUGAAACAGAAAGGAGUGGUACGUAGACAGUUCCCCGUAAAGCUGGCCUUUUCUUGUACCGUGCAUAAAACUCAAGGCUUAACGACACAUGCAGCUGUAGUUUCCUUGAAGAAGAUCUUUGAAGCAGGCAUGGCUUAUGUGGCUCUAAGCAGGGUGACUUCUCUCAGCGGACUCUAUCUGUUGGACUUGGAUGAGAAGAAAAUCUACGCCAACCCUGAAGUUACUGCAGCCAUCCAGACCAUGAGACAAGCCAGUGUGGAUGACAUGAUGCCUCUUCUUCCUCUGAGAGAAACCGUAAGCAGGCCUGACACUCUGACCGUCGUCCAUCACAACACAGAGGGACUGCCAUCUCACAUCGAUGACAUCAAGAGACAUCAUGAACUGUGUCUGGCCGAUGUACUGUGUCUAACCGAAUCUCACCUGCAGGGCUCCUUUGUUGCAGACACUCUUCAGCUGGAUGGAUUCACCUUGUACAAGCGUAACAGACACGUGUCGUACACAAACCUUCCGCAGAUGGCCAGCAGAUGUGGCGGUGGAGUUGCUGUUUAUGUGCGAAACCACAUUCAGGUGCAUGAGAAACAGUAUUUGCAUAAUGUGACUGAUCUUGAGUUUGUAGUUCUGAAGGUUGAGGCUCCAGUCCAGGCACUGAUCGCAGCGGUGUACAGACCCCCCAGCUACAGUUUGAGGCGCUUCCUGGAAAACAUGCCACAGCAGAUUCUCCAUUCUGGUGUCAUGAGGACAUACUGGAGCUACCAUAACCCCGUGUUCUGCAUCGUUUCCACCAGUGAACCAUGAACAUGUCUGGUGAGUUUUAAAGACGACGUUCAUUUGAAAAACACUUUACUUUGUAUUUUGGUGUACAGAUCAGUGAAAAGUGUGCAAAAAUUUAAUAAAUCAUGAAUACAGAGAAAUCAUGGUACAGAGAAAUUAUGGAAACAGAAAUAAUAGUACAGAAUAUUUAUGGAAACAGAAAUAAUGGUACAGAAUUUUGAUGGAUAGAGAAUUAAUGGUACAGAACUUUUAUGGAUAGAGAAUUAAUGGUAGAAAAUAAUUAUGGAAAUAGAUUUUUGGCCUGUGCAUUUACCUGGGUGGGUUGGGUUUGGGUUGGUAAAUGCACAGGCCAAACAUGGUAAGCCUUCUGGAUGCAGAAGAAUUCCCAUGCAGUGCAGCGGCUGGUUUUGUACAAACCAGCCGCUGCACCUCAUGGUAAGCAGCUGUACUGCAGCAACUGCAGCACAGUUGCUGGUUUUGCAUAUACCAGCAACUGUUUGCAGCAUCCAGAAGGCUUACCAUGCAGUACAGCUGCUGGUUUGUAUACAUCCAGCAGCUGGACUAAAGCUGUUCAAAAUAACUACAUCAACACACCAGAAAGCAUGAGCUUUCUGGUGUAUUGAUAUACCAGCUGAUACCCACAGGGUGCAGGGCAUGGUGGGUUGGGGGUGGGGUGGGCAGUCAAAGGAACCAUCACUGAUUUAUUCAGCUAUUCACAGUUUCACUGCACUAUCUGUGUGUACUUAGAGCUGAAUGGCCAAAUCUUUGACACG
Melanotaenia boesemani (Boeseman's rainbowfish) is the source of this 1673-nucleotide messenger RNA. RefSeq lists its product as uncharacterized. The record is from RefSeq and is a predicted model, not a curated record. The transcript is spliced from 2 exons. Gene Ontology annotation, molecular function: catalytic activity. Lineage: Eukaryota; Metazoa; Chordata; Actinopteri; Atheriniformes; Melanotaeniidae. Bases 49 to 924 code for a protein of 291 amino acids.